Molecule: messenger RNA, 1953 nt
Organism: Arabidopsis thaliana (thale cress)
Lineage: Eukaryota; Viridiplantae; Streptophyta; Magnoliopsida; Brassicales; Brassicaceae
Product: alpha/beta-Hydrolases superfamily protein
Exons: 10
Coding region: 475-1584 (369 amino acids)
Biological process (GO): lipid metabolic process
Source: RefSeq, marked reviewed
AUCGAAUCUCCGUCCGCUAAGUCAAUCAGAAACCGCAUCUGUCUGCGACUCGGUCGUUCCUGGUGUGGUUUCGUGUCGUAGUCAUUAAAAUCUCAUCUCUCUCACUCUCAGUUCCAAUAAUACCCCUUCCUAUCAGAGCCAACACGCAUCCAGCAUCCUUCAUCAGCCUUUGCGUAUGAAAAUGAUGAAACUUGAAUAGAGAUCAUUCGUAUUUCAUCGACGUUUCUAAUUCGCAAUCACAAUUGUUUUCUUCAAGGAAUUGGUUUGCUUGCUUUGAUCCUCAGUUUUGUCAAAGGUCUUUUUUUUUUUUCCUGGACUUGCUAAAAUCUCUUGUGGCUUUUGCUCUGAUACUUGUUAGUUUGGGUUUCGUGAGUCUCGCUUUAUAAAGGUAAGACUAUAUUUUUGACUAAACUGCUUCCGGAUUCUGCUUUGUUUUAGCUCAAUUUUACUCUUCUUUAGGUUGAUGAACAGAAGAUGAUGUGGUUGUGUGUUAUUGUCAUUUUGCAGGAUAUGGGACAAAAGAGAUGGUUCUUCUUGUUGGCAAUUUUUGUUUGUCUUGUUUCAUCUUCAUGUGGUAGAGUUCUCAAGUUUAAGAGCGAUGAUGGUCGACCUGUGUACAAUCAUACGCUUGCCAUCACACUUGUGGAGUAUACUUCUGCGGUCUAUAUGUCUGAUUUGUCAGAACUCUUCACUUGGACAUGCGAAAGAUGCAAUGGUUUGACAAAGGGUUUUGAGGUAAUAGAGAUAAUAGUUGACGUUGAGCACUGCUUACAGGCAUAUGUUGGGGUGGCUAAGGAUUUGAAUGCUAUCAUUAUUGCAUUUCGGGGAACUCAAGAACACAGCAUACAAAAUUGGGUCUCAGACUUGUUCUGGAAACAGCUCGAUCUAAAUUACCCUGAUAUGCCAGAUGCAAUGGUGCACCAUGGCUUUUAUAGUGCUUAUCACAAUACAACUGUACGGCCUGCAGUUUUGGAUGCAGUAAAACGAGCAAAGGAAUCCUAUGGGGCCAACCUCAACAUCAUGGUGACUGGUCAUUCAAUGGGAGGAGCCAUGGCUUCCUUUUGUGCGCUAGACCUAGUUGUUAAUGAAGGAGAAGAAAACGUACAAGUUAUGACAUUUGGGCAACCUCGUGUUGGGAAUGCUGCUUUUGCAUCUUAUUUCAAUUUGCUUGUGCCUAAUACCUUCCGGAUCAUACAUGACCGUGACAUAGUUCCUCAUCUGCCUCCUUACUAUCAUCUUUUCCCUCAAAAAACAUAUCACCACUUCCCCACAGAGGUGUGGUUGACAGAACUAAGUAUUUUGAAUAUUGUUAUCCGUGGUGUGGAAAAAGUUUGUGACAACACCGGUGAAGAUCCUACAUGCAGCAGAUCGGUAAUGGGAAAUAGCAUAUCUGACCAUUUAACGUACUUUGGAGUGGAGUUGAUGGGUGAGACUUGGAGGCAAUGUAACAUAGUGAUGGGCCAUGAGAUGGAGAGUUACAGUAGGAAAGAUUCAAAGGGUAACAUAUUCCUUUCGCGGACAGUUCCUUCCACGGAGGUAAUCAAAACAAAAAGUAUAUCCAAAACCGGAAUCUCAAGUCUAUAGGAGUUGGUUGAUUCGAGACUCGAACAAGAAUGCUUGCUUGAAAGGGAGGUUGGGAGAUUCAAAUGUGCAGGAAGAAGAAGGGUUCUUUCAUUCUUUGUGGUCGUCAAAGAAAGUGAAACAAAUGACAAUCAAGACAUUGUAAAUAAGUCGUAGGUUGAUACCAUAAUACCAUGUAGCAAAAACAAUACACUGUUCAUUUGUUAUUCCCUUAAUUUAAAUCCAUGAUCACAUAUGUAUUGGAUUCAACCUUGUAAAUAUGUGAAUGAAUAUCCAAUUGCUGUGGAUGGUGAAUAUCUGUAUUAUAGAAUAUUCUGUCUCUAUCUCUUUAGUUUUUACCACUUAAGAUGGUAUUCCAUAAUAAUUCUUUCG